AUGAUACACUCGGCCUUUAUCUGUCCGUCAACACAAGCGGCGUACCCCGCUCCGAUCCACCGUCGACUCGGGCAUCCCUCUCGAGCCUUCGUGAACACCGCGAUCACGGUUGCGCCUACCGAAAUCGGCGAGGAACUCGACACGUUUGAAGUUUCGGACGCAUGGCUCAACGUCGACGUUGCCUUCUUCGACACUCCCUCCGCCGACAAGAUGAAACCCAAUUCCAUGGCCAAAUCCCAGUUCCCUGCUCACGAGCACUUCUCUUCCUCCUCCAAUUUGGACACGGACGAAAAGGUCGACUUCGCAGCGUCGUGCGCUGCACGUCAAGCGGCCAUUGACACACCCUCGUCCCCACGCUCCCAGCCUCCGAAUGCGGCCAAAUGCCCGCAUCAUACCACUCGAACUCACAAUGCUUAA
Peniophora sp. CBMAI 1063 is the source of this 417-nucleotide messenger RNA. The record is from the annotation of a GenBank genome assembly. Lineage: Eukaryota; Fungi; Basidiomycota; Agaricomycetes; Russulales; Peniophoraceae.